Dictyostelium discoideum AX4 is the source of this 1605-nucleotide messenger RNA. RefSeq lists its product as hypothetical. Bases 1 to 1605 code for a protein of 534 amino acids. The transcript has a single exon. The record is from RefSeq and is a predicted model, not a curated record. NCBI's taxonomy places the organism in Eukaryota, Evosea, Eumycetozoa, Dictyosteliales, Dictyosteliaceae.
AUGUCAACAAAAGAAAAAUCACAUAAAAAAGAAUCAACUAAAAAAAAAUUAGAAGAGAAAUCAAUAGCCUUACCAAAAACCAAAAAAGUUGAAGAAACUUCAACCACCACCACCACUAUUGAAUCAAAAUCUAAAAAAGUAGAGAAAACUAAAAAAGCAGAAGAAAAUAAAAAAGUAGAAGAAUCUAUAACAACACCAAAAACUAAAAAAGAUAAAACUAAAAAAGAAACUUCAGCCACCACCACCACUGAACAAAAAGCCAAAAAAGUAGAGGAAACUUCAGCCACCAUCACCAAAACAACACCAAAAACUAAAAAAGAUGAGAAAAAUAAAAAAGUAGAAGAAACUUCCACAGAAUCAAAAGUUAAAAAAGCUGACAAAUCAAAAAAAGUUGAAGAAAAGAAAACCGCACCCGCACCCGCACCACCACCAAAAGAAAAUAAAACAACCACAAUAAAUAAAAAACAAAAUGAAAAAGUUGAACAAACUAAAAAACCACAACAACUACAACAACAAAAACAACAACAAAAAAGAAAAUUAGAAGAAAUUGAAAGUUCAUCAUCAGAAUCAGAAUCAGAGGAAGAUUUAGGAUAUGUACCAGAUAGUAGUGAUGAUUCAGAUGAUGAUUCAGAUUUUGAUGAAAUUCAAGCAGAUUUUGAUAUAGUACCAAGUGUUGAUAAAGAUUAUCAUUCAAUCAAAAAUAUGAUAGUAAGAUUAGUACCAUAUAAUGAAACAUUGAAAUUCAAUGCAGGUGAAUUAACCGAUCUAAUCAUUGAACAAGCCACAAAAAAGAAAUUUGGUAGAUCAAUUAAUAUUGAUGGUUCUGAAGACCCAUAUGGUUUCAUAUCAAUUUUAAAUUAUCAAUUAGUUAAGAAUCAACCAACAAUUCAAGGUUAUAUAGAUUACAUCAAUGAGAAAUUAUUAGAACCUGAAGAAACAUUCAUUGAUUCCAAAUUAGCUGGUGGUGAAAAAUCAAUGAAAUCAUAUCUCUCAAAAUUAUUAAAUCAAUCUAAAACCAAUCAAUUGGGUUUAAUUUUCUCUGAACGUUUUAUAAAUAUACCAAAUCAAUUGGCUCAUCCAAUUUAUCAAUUUAUGCAAUUCGAUGUUGAAUUAAUGCAAGAAAAAAAUAAUGAUAAAAAUUAUGAUUUUAAAAAUUAUUUGGUUUUUACUUCAUUUGGUAUAACUUCAAAACCAAAUGAAGAAGAUCAAUUACCACCACCAUCAAAAUCAAUGAAUGUUGAUGAUGAUGAUGAUGAUAGUGAAGAUCAUGAUGAACAACCAAUUAAAAAAUCAAAAUCAAAUAAAGGUACAAUUAAUAAAAAAGAAAAUAAAUCUAAAAAUCAAAAAUCAACAAUAGUUGAACAACAACAACAAGAAGUUGAAGAAGUUGAAGAAGGUUUAGUUUUAUAUCAAAAAUGUGAAGAUAAAUACUUUAGAGAAUAUGCUUCAGCUUGGUCAACUUUUGAUAUUCCAUAUCUUUAUGGAAAAGGUUCAAAAUGGACUCUUUACUCAAAUAUGAUUAAAAAAGGUUUAAUUAUGAUUAUUCCAGCUUCAAAAUAUCAACAAUUUUUAAAUGAUUUAAAAGAAAAAGCAAUUUAUGAUUAA